AUGCCCGACUUUGAAUAUUUUCCUCUGGAUCAAGGUCCUUUCAGCACUCGCAUACUUCGUCUGCUCCCAAGCAAGGACAGAGCUGCUCCGAUCAAAUGCCAGCUUUUCAGUUACUCUCUCCAGAACAAUAUUGCCCAAGAGUACGACGCCCUCUCAUACGUGUGGGGAGAUCAGACAGACGGGCAGAGCACCAUCUCCAUCAACAAUCAGGCUUUUUCAGGCGGAAAGAAUUUACACUCCGCCCUCCUUAGGCUUCGAGGCUUUGAGUUUGAACGGACAUUAUGGGUCGACGCAAUUUGCAUCGACCAGAACAACAUGAGGGAGAAAGAGAAGCAAAUUCAAAUCAUGGCGCGCAUAUAUGAACAAGCUAGCCAGGUGAUGGUGUGGUCGGGCGAGGAGGCGGAUAAUAGUACUCAGGCUUUAGAAUCCAUUCGUGCCGCGGCAGAGGCAGGAUUUGCUGAAGAGCAAUUUCAUAUGUCAUCAGAAAGCAUCCCCAUUGAGGGAGUCGAAAGUCUAUUCCAGCGGACAUGGUUUUAUCGCAUGUGGGUAAGUAGUAUUACCACGCUAUGA
This is a messenger RNA of Aspergillus luchuensis, 570 nucleotides long. RefSeq names its product HET domain-containing protein. The transcript has a single exon. Bases 1 to 570 code for a protein of 189 amino acids. The record is from RefSeq and is a predicted model, not a curated record. Lineage: Eukaryota; Fungi; Ascomycota; Eurotiomycetes; Eurotiales; Aspergillaceae.